CAAGCACAAAUUACUUCCUGGCAUUAAAUUCAUUCACGUGAUCUUGCACAGGUAGCAAACGACCAGGAAGAAUAAACACCUGACGCCCGCCAUGUUUGAUCAAGAAGACCUGAAGUUUACCAAUGGGGUAACAUUAGGUUUAUAGUUCCCCUAUAGUUACAAGGGUUCCCUGACCAUGGACCCCUGGAACAGUGCCCAGGAUGUUGUACGCUGCACCCUGUGUCAGUACUCUGUGGCCCCCAUGUACUGUGAAGUUUGUCAUAUACAUCUGUGUAAAGACUGUGUAGAGAAACAUUUCUCUGAUUCCUCUAAAGUCCAUAAUGUGGUGCCACUUAAACAAUACUUAACCACUCUGAACUAUCCCAAAUGUAAGAAACACCCCACCAAACAAUGUGAACUCCACUGUGAACAAUGUGACAUUCCUAUCUGUGCACAGUGUAUUUCCUCUGGAAAACAUUCAGGACAUAAAAAAAUUGACAUUUUCCAAAGUUUUGAAAUAAAAACAGAAAUUUUAGAAAAAGAUUUGCAAGAAUUAGAAAAAUUAAUUUAUCCUAAAUACAAAGAGAUUGCAUCCAACAUCCCAGUGCAGAAAGCUGAUCUGAGUAAAAACUCCCAGAAAUUGACAACAGCAAUUGACAAACAAGGAGAAGUCUGGCGCAGAGAAAUAGACACCAUUAUCACAAACCUGAAAUCUAACGUGGAGGAAAUGGAAUCCAAACACCUGGUUGUCCUGAAUAAACAGGAAGAUGAAAUCACACACACCAUUUCUGAAAUCACACAGACCAUUGCUGAACUGAAGAAGUUACUGAACUCCAAAGAUGUCAGCCUUGUCUCUGAGUACAAAUCCAGAAACGCUGAAUUCAGAAGAUUGCCUCCUAAACUCAAAGUGUCCUUACCAAACUUUAGACCUCAGGAAAUCCACACAGAUCAGCUGAUUGAACAGUUUGGUUCUCUGUCAGCAUUAUCUUUUACAACAGAGGAACAAGACUACAGCAUGCCGCCCCAGGGAGCCGGGUCCUCUCCCCCAGACCGGUCACUGGUGGAUGUACCCCAGGUCAUCACAGCUAUAGACACAGGGUAUAUAGAUCUAUAUGGUGUGACGUGUCUGAAUGAUACAGAAGUAUGGACGUUUGGUGGUGACAACAUGAUGAAACUCUACAACCUCCAAAGGAAACUAGUGGAGUCCAUCCAAACCAAGUCAGGGAACAAUCCAACAGACAUAGCAGUGACAAGGAGUGGGGAUCUAGUUUAUACUGAUUACAUUGAUAGAACUGUGAACAUAGUGAAGAAUACACAGAUACAGGCGCUGAUCAGACUACAGGGGUGGAUACCUCGCAGUGUCUGUAGUACCUCCUCUGGUGACCUCCUGGUUGUCAUGGUCAGUGAUGAGAAACAAACAAAAGUUGUGCGUUACUCUGGCUCCACAGAGAAACAAAGUAUUCAGUACGAUGACAAAGGACAACCUCUCUAUUCAUCUGGUGACACUAAAUACAUCAGUGAGAACAGGAACCUAGAUAUCUGUGUGUCAGACCAUUACGCCCGUGCAGUAGUGGUGGUCAAUCAGGCCGGGAAAGUUCGCUUUACCUACACUGGUCCUCCCUCUACUACCAAGGAAUCAUUCUAUCCAUACGGCAUCACAACAGACAGCCAGGGUCGGAUCCUGACAGCAGACUGGAACAACUACCGUAUCCACAUCCUGGAUCAGGACGGACAGUUCCUCCGCUACAUUGACAACUGUCAUUUACAGCUUCCAUGGGGUUUAUGUGUGGACACCAGAGACAACCUCUUUGUGGCUGAGUGGGACACAGGUAAAGUGAAGAAAAUCCAAUAUUACAUGUAAAUCAAUGAACUGUAUAAAUUAGAUGUAAACAAAGCGUAUAAGUAUAUAUAACAUACUGUGUGUAGAUAUAAUGUAAACAAACUAUAUACACAUUACAUGUCAUUAUACGGUGUGUAUCAGAUGUAAACACGCUGUGUGUGGAUAAUUUAAUGUUUCACACAUACACUGACCGUGUCGACAAGAUGUAAACAGACUCUCUAACUGUAUCUAUGUUAGGUUUUCAUGAGUUAAUCAUUCCAUUUCUUCAAUCUUAAUUUAUUUGUUUAUAUAUCAUAUGUUUGUAUGUAAACAAAUUGUUCCUUUAUAUUGAUAUUACAUCUCAAGGAAACAGACCAUGUUUAUAUAUUGUAUGUAAACAAACUGUGUUUAUGUAUCACAUGUAUAAAUCAAGUGAUUCUAUGUACAUGUAUAUUACAUAUAAACAAACUCCUUUUUCCAUUUAUAGAUGUUUAUAUAAAGUGACUGUUUUACUGUGUCUAUAAUCUGUGUUUGUUACAUUAGAAUGAAUGGACUGUAUUUGUUACAUGUGGUUAUCAGCAAACUCUGUGUGACAUGUUUUAAUUACACAUAAUGGGUUAACAGACAGGAAGCACUCAAUUCUUUACCAGCAAUGGAGCCAGGCCACAAAGGGACUGAGGCCCAUUACUUAUAUAGAGGAGUGAUACCAGUAUAUUAACCCAGUCAGAAUUCACAUCCAAUGAGACAACUGUUUUGACUUACCUUUAAACCUUUAGAAUUAAGAGUUGAUGUUUGAUUUCCUGCUAAUCUUGUAUAUUCUGUUCUAACUUCAUAGAAUCCUUGUGUGGAAUAUUCCUACCUUUGGUGUUUUUAUCUAGGAGUUUUUGCAGAACUGAUUUAAAGAUUCUGAAAAUGUAUUUAGACAAUGAGUAGAUUGACAUAUAUCAACAUGAUACUGCUUAUGAAUGCUUUAUGAUAAUUAGUUUUUUAAUAAAACUUUAAGCAAAGAAAUCAAUGUAUUGUUCAUCAGCAACUAGCCUUUUAAAUUUGAAAACAACCACAUGAUUGCGUCAGAACAGUGGCGCCUGCAGGGUCAGCAAUUGUCCAAUUGUCAUGCUAACUUAUAGUUUUAUUUAAAAGAGAAGGUGAAUUAUAUUAUAUAAAAAAAGGUACAAAGUUUGUACAUAUAUUAAGUACUGGUACCAAUUUGUCUUCGUUGAAGCGGCAAUAAUAACGCUUAUUUGUGGUCAGUGGAGCAGUGAGGUAUGAGG
This is a messenger RNA of Magallana angulata, 3069 nucleotides long. RefSeq lists its product as uncharacterized. The transcript has 2 exons. Gene Ontology annotation, molecular function: zinc ion binding; protein binding. NCBI's taxonomy places the organism in Eukaryota, Metazoa, Mollusca, Bivalvia, Ostreida, Ostreidae. The record is from RefSeq and is a predicted model, not a curated record. The coding region runs from base 176 to 1840 and encodes 554 amino acids.